AUGCCUCCCCUCAACCAUCCCACUCCCACCCCCACCCCAAAGCCCACUCUUUCCGGCAGAGCCCUCUCCCCCCGAGUCUACGUCACCGUAACCUCCUCUUCCACCUCUUCCGCAGGAGAAGCCACAUCCAGCGGUAUCCUCGCCCAAGCCGUCGCAACGACCCAUCUAUCAUGGUGGCAACUCCUAGCGCUCAUCCUCGGGUCCGUCCUCGCUGUUUCAGUAGGUGUCUGGCUCUGGUGGCGGCACCGCAAAAAGGUCCGAGCGGAUGUGGUGAAGAAGAAGAAGGAGAUUGAGGAGCGGGAGAAGGCGAGGAUAGAGGGGGAUAAGGAGAGGGAGUUGGAGGAGAAGAUGAAAGCUAUGAAAGGCAAAGGCAGGGGGAAGAAAGAGAGGGGUAAAGGGAGGAAAAAGAGAGAAGAGAGUGAGGAUAGUGAAGAUGAGAGCGAAGACUGGAGUGACAGUGGGAGUGAGAGUGAUGAUUCUGUUUCAGAUGGGGGCACCCUCUACCGUUCGAGAACACGGCGAAGAAGAUACAGAGCAAGACCAAGCAGACGCGACCGCUACAGACAUAGGCGAAGGCGGUAUAGCGAUACAGAAACGGACUGGUCUGACGAGACGUAUUACCCCCGCCGACAUCGGUAUCGCGAUGUAUAUAGAGACGACCGGUAUUACGACCCUCCUCCAGCUCGACGUCCACCACCCCAGGAACCUGCUUCAAAACCACCACGCAGUUUCCGUGAUUCCGUCUUUUCGUCUUACAACUCUAUGAAGAAGGCGGCCGUGAGGCUCAAGUAUGUCGAAGCGAAAGUCAAGCUGAAGAAACAGCUCGAGGAGGAGGAGAGUUUGGAGAAGGCGAGGAGGGACAAGGUGAAAGAGGCGAAUAAGGAGAUUGAGGAGGAGAAGAAAUGGGAGAGUGGGUUAAGGAAAGGGAGUGGUGACAGAGCUUCUGAUCCCGGCAGCAAACAGAAGUACAAACCAUUCCUCUUCAACAUCCAGUACCCUUCCAGUCCCACCCGACCGCAACCGCGAACGUCAACGUCAACGGCAAAAUCGGCAAAAUCGUCAAUCGGCCUUCCGCGGUGGUGGAUCUCUCGACACCCUCGCCCGCCCCCCUCCAUCUUACCCUUCGCAGAAUGUGAAUGGAAGACAACUCUAUCCGCCGAAGAUAACACUAUUGAUACCAUCCGCCCAGGCCCGGGAGCGGGGAGAAAGGAUACGGGAGAGCUAGGGGAUGAGAUCUCGCAUCUCCUUGGCAACUCCAACUCUGGUUCCAGUUCGGGAUCAGGAAGGUCACCGGUAACGAGAAGACAGGAGACGAUACCCCCGCCUCCAGCUCAAGCCCAGGCCCAGCCUCCGGCACCCGGGCAAGGCCAAGGACAAGGCCAUGGACAAGGUAUAAUGGCCUGGUUCCAACGUCAACCCGCCCAACCCCGACCAUCCCCCGACCUCCGAAUUCCGCUCCCCCGAGCUUCAACCCCACCAGCCAUCCCAAGCGUCCCCGAAACAGCCAAAACGUCACCCGUCUACCUGGACGUAACAGAGCCGAGGGAUAGACCGAUGAUUCCGAGGGGAGGGUUGGCGCCUGCGCCUGCGGGGAGGGGGAGGAAAGGGAUGAGUCCGGGUGUACCGGACAUACCAAGUGUGCCGAGGGUACCGAAGAUGACUGAGCCUGCAAAUGCGGUUCUGGGAAGCAGGGUCCCUGGGGCAGGGGCAGGCGAAGGGGGUGGUGGGGGCGGAGGAGGGGCUGGGAGUAUGGCGGGAGUAGGAGCUGGGGGUGGGAAGUGGGCUAAUAGACUGAGGGCGAGGUGA
Cryptococcus wingfieldii CBS 7118 is the source of this 1806-nucleotide messenger RNA. RefSeq lists its product as hypothetical. NCBI's taxonomy places the organism in Eukaryota, Fungi, Basidiomycota, Tremellomycetes, Tremellales, Cryptococcaceae. The record is from RefSeq and is a predicted model, not a curated record. The coding region runs from base 1 to 1806 and encodes 601 amino acids. The transcript has 2 exons.